Messenger RNA from Clonostachys rhizophaga, 534 nucleotides. NCBI's taxonomy places the organism in Eukaryota, Fungi, Ascomycota, Sordariomycetes, Hypocreales, Bionectriaceae. The record is from the annotation of a GenBank genome assembly.
AUGGAGUACCCGCCGUAUUAUCACGACAAUGACGUGGGCCCCUUUUCAAGCGUCACAUACUCGCUGACCCCUGAUGGUCCUGGCCUGCAUGAGCUUGACUUGAAGUUGCGUGACCGCGACAUGGUCCUCAUGGUCGAGGGUGACGAUGACGAUAAGACCGUGCGCAUAUUACACCUGUACAAUGUGCGCGAGGACACGCUCGCCGAGGCCAAGACAGCCGUUGAUGGCCUCUUGAGCCAGGUGAAGCCGCUGGGCGGCGGCGACAACACUGGACAUACCGUGUUUAAGAUGUUCGACAAGGUCUUCUACGAAAUAAAAAGUCCAGUCGCCUGCCUUCUGGAGGACGCCGACGAUUUAGAGUCGAAAUUGGAAGCAAUCGACGAAGACGAUUUGGUUCAUCCCAAGAGAGCACCAGACACAACCUCUGAGCUCUCCAACCCGGUCGCUGAGCUCCAAGCGGCCUGCAGGGACUUCAUUGACCGACGAGGAAAGCUGCCCCAAGAGAAAGGCUACGAUGUUAUUCAGGGUAUAUGA